CUUGAUCGAGAGGAGUUCAGACUCUCAGACACUUCUGGUAAGUGACAUCUGUUUUUUUUUUUCUCUCUGGCAAUAGAUCAGCUUAAAAAUGCACUGGUAUUUUAAUGAAACGGGUCAAACUUGCAAACCUUUAGGUAAUAUCCCUUCAUGUUGGGUUUUAUGUCACUUUAGGCAACAGAUUCUCCACGUGGCUUCACGAUGUUUCUUUUCUAGCUGACAUUUACUAGACCUAUUAAAAAGCACGCUUAUGCAAGUCAAUUUGAUCUGCUAGUGUUGGAUGUAAAAUAUUUCAUGGAAAAUCUGUAAGCUUUUUAAUAAAAUGAUUGCCUAAAUGAACAUAACAGUGGAGGGUAAGACUGGAUUCUUAUACAGAAUUUUUUUCUGUAAAUAUGGGUAUAUCUUAUUAAUUGGCAUUUAAAACUAAAUAAAAUGAUUAUGCAAGAAGAGUCCUUUAACUUCAAAGUUUAAUGUUAGAGAAAUAAAACUUAAAUCAUCUAGUAAAAUCUCAAAAAAAGUCUGGUUACGACUAACAUGAAUUACAUUUUAAUGAGCAUUAAAGUAUCUUUAUUCUGUCCUUAGUUUUAUUGCAUGCUUAGAACGAUUUUUUGGUCAUCCCUCCUCCCACCAACAAAACAAUGCCCUCUCUUAUGUCAGUAUUAACAGCUUAAUGUGUUCUUUACCAGACAGCUCAAUAAAAGCCGGCAGGUCAAGUGAUCCAGAUGUCAAACCCAGUGGUCACUCAUCAGCCUGGUGCAGGCGGCUAUGGGACGAACGUCCAGACAGGAGACUGGAGCACCGGCUUGUGUUCCUGCUGCAGUGACUGUUUGGUCUGUGCUGUUGGUUUUUGCUGUCCAAUUGCGCUGAGCUGUUACACAGCAAAUAAAUAUGGAGAAAACUGCUGCUUGGGCUGUUUGCCAGGAGGAAUGACGGCCAUGAGGACUCACAUGAGACUGACGUACGGUAUUCAGGGGACAAUAUGCAAUGAUGCCCUCAUGACAUUUUUCUGCGGACCGUGUGAAAUAUGCAGGAUGGCAAGAGAAAUUCGCAUCAGGAAUGGAGACGUUUCAAGCUGAGGACGUCCAGCAGUGAUUUGUUGGUUUCAACAGCAGCUUUAUGAUGAAAUCUACAUGUACUUUUUCCUAAGCUUUUAAUUGUUCCUAACAAGUUUUACACAUGUACAGUGUGAAAUUCUUGUAAAGGAAUUGCAUUGYCCAAACACUGGUUAGAACAAUCGAGCCUUGCAUUAUAAUGAAAUAAUUAGUUAUCUUAAAUGUAUUGUUUCUGAUUAUUUGCUUGAAUUUGAAUUUUGGCCCUUUCAGGGAUUUUUUUUAAACUUUGGCCUAUAAGGGAAAAUGAUUUUUUUUAUUUUGGCCCUCUCAGGAAAAAUGUUUGGGCACCUCUGCUCUAGGUGUAAAGGUAUUUGAUUUGAUCACCUCUCAAAAUGUGACUUUUGAAAUGAUGUAUCUGUAGUAAUUGCAAGUUAAACUUACUUUGUAUCAGUUACUUAAAAGACUCUGUCACCCAUAGAGGCAACUGCUAUUACACAAUCUUGGUUUGUGAACCACAGAUCUGAAGUCAUGAUAAAUUGAUUAGUUGUGGGUUCACAGCACUACAACAGAAUGUCAGGGGGGGUUGUGUUCUUAUUUCCAAGAAGAGCAAAAAAAUACAAUACAAUUCUCAUCAUUUGGCUAGGAUUCAUAGUUUCAGACAAUCAUCCUCCUACUUUGCCUUUUACGCAUUUAAUCUGUGUGCACUUUGUUAUAACAGUUUUAACCACAUUGCUGACAUAGUUUUUAAUUAAAUAAAACAAGGUGAUUGUUUU
This is a messenger RNA of Austrofundulus limnaeus, 1822 nucleotides long. Its product is annotated as cornifelin. The record is from RefSeq and is a predicted model, not a curated record. Bases 720 to 1073 code for a protein of 117 amino acids. NCBI's taxonomy places the organism in Eukaryota, Metazoa, Chordata, Actinopteri, Cyprinodontiformes, Rivulidae. The transcript has 3 exons.